This is a messenger RNA of Carassius auratus (goldfish), 3940 nucleotides long. Its product is annotated as synaptic vesicular amine transporter-like. Gene Ontology annotation, molecular function: serotonin:sodium:chloride symporter activity; xenobiotic transmembrane transporter activity. Gene Ontology annotation, cellular component: terminal bouton; synaptic vesicle membrane. Gene Ontology annotation, biological process: aminergic neurotransmitter loading into synaptic vesicle; transmembrane transport; xenobiotic transport. The transcript is spliced from 17 exons. The record is from RefSeq and is a predicted model, not a curated record. Bases 223 to 1773 code for a protein of 516 amino acids. NCBI's taxonomy places the organism in Eukaryota, Metazoa, Chordata, Actinopteri, Cypriniformes, Cyprinidae.
CAGAAAGAAGCAGAUGGUUUUUGUGGCUUUGCUAAUGGCUCAUGAAAUUACUACAGGAAAGCACGAGCAUUCUCAGCGCAAGAUGAAAAAAUAUCUCUAUCCACGUCUCUUCUUUUCUUUCUCAACUGGUGCAAGAAAAAGUCAAAGGUUUAAUUCCCAAGGGACACAUUUAACUAACAGGAUCUUUUUCACUCGCUCUUUGGCAAUUGGAUUUUUAUUAAAAUGGGACUAUUUGAUGCCCUUAGAGAUUUUAGUUUAUUAACAUGGCUGAGAGAAGAAAGACAGUCUCGGAGGCUGAUUCUGUUGAUCGUUUUCAUUGCUUUGCUGUUGGACAACAUGCUGUUGACGGUGGUCGUGCCUAUUAUUCCAAGCUACCUGUACUCAGUGGACGACGAGGCUGCUCAGUCGGUCCGAAAUCACUCCAUGUCUCCUCUGUCCCCAUCUGGUACCUUUCAGAGCAUUGUUUCUCUGUACGAUAACACAACACGCCUGACUGACUUCAGCCCACAGAUGAGCACGGCUAGCCCAAUGACCCCAAAGCAUACUUCUGUGACGCCCCCUCAAGAUAAGUCAGACUGCCCCAAAGCAGAUGACCAGCUUCUGAAUGAGAAUGUAAAAGUGGGUCUGUUGUUUGCCUCUAAAGCAACAGUACAGUUAAUUACUAACCCCUUCAUAGGGCCCCUGACCAACAGAAUAGGAUACCAGAUCCCGAUGUUUGCUGGUUUCUGCAUCAUGUUUGUGUCAACCAUAAUGUUUGCAUUUUCAUCGAGUUAUACGUUGCUGUUUUUGGCCAGAUCUCUACAAGGUGUCGGCUCUUCCUGUUCUUCUGUGGCGGGCAUGGGGAUGCUGGCGAGUGUUUACUCAGAUGAUGAGGAAAGAGGAAAUGCUAUAGGAAUUGCGCUGGGAGGACUGGCCAUGGGAGUUUUGGUUGGCCCUCCGUUUGGCAGUAUCAUGUAUGAGUUUGUCGGUAAGACAGCUCCUUUCCUUAUCCUGGCAGUGCUGGCGGUGCUUGAUGGAGCUUUGCAGCUUUUUGUGCUUCAGCCUUCGAAGGUUGAACCAGAGACCCAAAAGGGAACUUCACUAAUUACCCUCAUGAAGGAUCCAUACAUCCUCAUCGCAGCAGGUUCCAUUUGUUUUGCUAACAUGGCCAUUGCUAUGCUGGAGCCAGCUCUCCCCAUCUGGAUGAUGGAGACUAUGUGUCCCAGGAAAUGGCAGCUAGGGGUUGCGUUUGUGCCGGCCAGCAUUUCAUAUCUAAUAGGGACCAACAUCUUUGCUGUUUUGGCUCACAAAAUGGGGAGAUGGCUGUGCUCACUUAUAGGGAUGGUUCUGGUUGGAGUCAGCAUUCUCUGUGUGCCUCUUGCAAAGGACAUAUACGGACUCAUUGUGCCAAACUUUGGAGUUGGAUUUGCAAUAGGUAUGGUGGACUCCUCCAUGAUGCCUAUCAUGGGUUACCUAGUAGAUCUGAGGCACGUGUCUGUGUACGGCAGUGUGUACGCCAUUGCUGAUGUUGCCUUCUGCAUGGGCUUCGCAUUUGGUCCAUCGGCAGGCGGGGCGAUCGCGCGGAGCAUUGGCUUCCCCUGGCUCAUGACCAUCAUUGGUGUGGUAGACAUCCUGUUCGCUCCUCUCUGUUUCUUCCUGCGAAAUCCUCCUGCUAAUGAGGAAAAGAUGGCCAUUCUGAUGGACUCGAACUGCUCAAUGAAGACCCGUUCUUACUCCACCCAGGGCUCCAGCUACCAAAUGGAUGACGAUUUUGAUCCAGAGAGCCCUGAAUAAGCCUCAUCAAAGCCCUAGGCCAUGUACGUCACCCAGAGUAUCUAUUUUGUCGUAUGAAAUAGGAAAACAAUAGACUUUAAAGAAAACCACCAUGCUGAUUGGUGAGAAUGUCCCAUAUCUGUCCCAAACUGUCCUGUGGUUGUGAUGGUCAUGUUCUUCUGAAGCAAACCAAAGUUGUUCUCGUUGCUGUUUGUUCUCAAUGUGGAAGGGGUGAAAUGUCUAACCAACAGCCUUAUCGAUUUGGAUAACAUUUGUGUGUGAGGAUAAACGGAAAACAUAACUACAAUUUUAUUCCGAAUAAUAAUUUUCAUUUUUUUCUCAUUCGAAAGUCAGACAGGGUAGUUGAUGAGAUUCAUUCAGUAUAACAUAAUGGGCAGAUAUGUACUGGAUAUUUAUUGUUUGUCUGUGGUGGUAGGAAAGUGAGGUCUUCAUAUAUGUAUCUAUCGGUCCUGUUAAAGUCUUUUCAUAGAUGUAAAUGUCAUUGUAUUCAGUCAGAACUCACCUUGAAAUGGGCCUUAAAAUGUUGCUAUAUGUAUCAUAAUCAGUUCAGACUACGUCAUAUAUUAUAGAGAACUGCUGAAGAACAUGUUAGGUCAAUUAAAACUUGAACUUUCACGUUUGGGAUCGAUUUCUUCAAAUCUGGUACAUUAUAUGAUUCCAUUGCUGUGGUUUUCAUUUAGGCUUUUGAGAGGAGAUUUUUGAAGAAGCAAAAGGUCUAACAGCAUCAGAUAAUCAAGCAGAAUGUCAGCUAUUCCUCCUGUCAUGCUCUGUUUGUGUGACUUGUGUGAUGUGACGGUAAAAAUGAUGUACUGUACUAUCAAAGAUGAGCCACAGCUAAAUUUUGAUUACAUAUGGUGACAAACUGUUUCAGUUUAGUUAAACAAAGUCAAUUAUUGCUGGAAAGCAUCCAGAUACUUUAGAUUAUAUUUGGCUUUUAAAGUGUAUAUAGUAUAUAUAGAUAUUUAUAUAUUUUAGUAAGUCUUUUGAAUGUGCUGGAAUGCUAAUAUGUUCAUUUCUAAAGAAUGCCUCAAUACUGCUCUUUCCCAUUUUUGACUUUAGUUUUUUCUGCUUCUAGUAAAUGUGUUAUUGAUCUUCUUUUUAAAAACUGAACUGGCUGUGAAAUGAAACAUGGCCUUAAAUUGAGAUCCUUAAAAUGUAAAGCCAUAUAUGAAAUUACUGGGGUUUUAUCAAGAUUAUAAAUAUUUAUUUAGGCAUUGAGCUUAAUUAUCAAGUCAGAGUCUGUGAAGGUCUUAUUUAUUUUAGAUUAUUAUUAAAUAAAGAUGCAUUCUAUGCCUUAAAAUCAGACAACAUGUUGCAAACACCAUUUAAUGGCGAGUGUAGCUGUAAAUGUGUUUCUGAGAUACAAAAUUCAGUCUUAUUUUACCAACGACUGCAUACUUCAUAACCUAAAAGACAGCUUAAAUAUUAAAAACAAUUCCCAUCUUUUGUUUAUCAAGUAGAUUAUAUCAGGCAUUUUCAUAUGAGCUGAAAUAAUUGGUUUUGGAGUUCAAUUAUCUGACUAGUACAGGUAAAGCAGUUCAGAAAUAAGCCUUCAAAUCUCCUUUAUUUUCUUGGCAUUGUUUUACUGAGGAAAACAUCAGUUAGAUUGCAGGAAAUAAGUCAGAGAUGUUUUCCACUGGAGCUACAAUCAGUUUAAUGCAACAGUUGUGUCCAAAACUAACCUUUGAGAAAAAUCUUGUUAGUUCAGCUUUAAGUAUCUGCACAACUGGAGGAUGUUUGUGUUCGAUGUGAGGAAAGGUGUCCUGCUCCCAAUCUCCUAUCAUAACAACUGGAGUUGUUCGCCAGUGAAACAUGAUUUUUUAACACAAAACUAUAAUCAGAUUGUAAAUGUGCUGCCAGUGUUUGAGUUGCAGCAGUGUCCUUUAACCUCAAUGUUGUUUUUUUAACCCUUUAACCCAGUAAGGGUUCAGAGUGUCAGGUCAUUUAUUUUCAAAUUGUUUUAUCAAAAAAUUAGUGUAUGUGCCAAUGUCAGUGUGUGCCUUCAGACUGGUAUGUCUUGUUUGUGUUUAAACUACAUUAACUAGGAGGUUGAGUUGAUGGUUUCAUAUCCAGUGUUUGGUCUGUUGGUUAGGUUUUACAUCAGCUUUAGAGCUCUGAAGGUAAUGUGUGUGACCACAAUAGAAAAUAAAUGUUUAAAAAGGCAUAA